AUGCCAGGCAAAGGCUGCGCCAAAUACUGCAACACAACAAAAACGGUGGCAGAGUGCUGUAAAGGAUUCUAUGGGCCAGACUGCAAGCCCUGCAUUGGAGGCUUUGAAAAUCCAUGCUUUGGCAACGGAACGUGCUCUGAUGGCAUGAAUGGGGAUGGAUCGUGCUCCUGUCGGCCGGGCUUUAAGGGCGUGGCCUGUCACCUCUGUUCAGACCACCGCAAACACGGAGAGAACUGCGAUGAAGAAUGCCGGUGUGUCCAUGGCGUAUGUGAUAAUCGUCCUGGCAGUCGGGGGCGCUGUCGUUUCGGCCCGUGUUCGGAAGGAUUCUCCGGAGAUUUCUGUGACAAACAAAAGAUGGCGUGUAACUCAGACGGGCUGAUGGAGCACUGCCACAUCCACGCGGUGUGCAGCUACAGCGGCGUCGACACUGUUUGUACCUGUCGAGAUGGAUAUGAAGGAGACGGUCACUCGUGUUCUCCCAUCAACCCCUGCGUCAAGAGCAGCCGCGGCGACUGUGACGUAAACGUGAGCAGUUCUGUGUGUUUGGAAACGUUGAAAGUGACAGGAUGGAGCGGCGAUGGAAAAGUCUGUGUGGAGAUCAACCUCUGUCAAAGUGAAUCCAGAGGAGGCUGCAGCCCCUACGCCACCUGCACCCACGUCGGCCCCGCUCAGGCUGAGUGUGUGUGCAAAAGAGGCUACUCUGGAAAUGGAAAAGUGUGCGAUCUCCUUAACCCCUGCAGGGAGAACAACAGAGGAUGUCAUGAGCUGGCGACUUGUAAACAACUCGAGGGCAGGGUCCCCUCCUGUAUUUGUCCGGAUGGUUACCAUGGCAACGGCACUACUUGCUACGGCACCGUCAUAGAGACACGCAGAGAUAUUCCUGCAGAGUUCUAUGGGAACAUUACCGUGCUGGCUCCCUCUGUGCAAAGUCACUUCAUGUUCUGGCACAAGCAGCGCAGUGCUCUUCACUUGCUGCGGUGA
Molecule: messenger RNA, 981 nt
Organism: Knipowitschia caucasica
Lineage: Eukaryota; Metazoa; Chordata; Actinopteri; Gobiiformes; Gobiidae
Source: the annotation of a GenBank genome assembly